Messenger RNA from Penicillium verhagenii, 813 nucleotides. RefSeq lists its product as uncharacterized. The transcript has a single exon. The coding region runs from base 1 to 813 and encodes 270 amino acids. The record is from RefSeq and is a predicted model, not a curated record. Lineage: Eukaryota; Fungi; Ascomycota; Eurotiomycetes; Eurotiales; Aspergillaceae.
AUGUCGCGGCUCUAUCAGACCAGCAAUGCUGGGAAAUCCCGUGAAAUUCUGCCGAAACUGAAGGGAACAGAAAACUGGCAUGAGUGGCUGGAGGAACUGCGAACUGUUGUCGAACCUCUCGGUAAUGAUCUCCUCGAGAUCAUGCAGGGAGAGAUAACGGAACCAAAUGACGGUCUCUAUCUCGUUCCACCCUCUGAAGCAGACGUCUGCAAGAUCAUUGCGGAUCGCAAAUCAAUCAAGGCCGUCGAUCCGAAGACAGAGUUGGUUGCAGCCACUAAACGGAUACUACCCGAGUCUAUCUCCGAAGCAGAAAUUGCACGCUACCUCGAAUAUCACUUUGAACGACCAAACGAUCGUCUAAAGCAAUGGAAGAUUAAUAAUGCCGAUGCAUACAGCAUCAUCUCUCAUUCCUGUACUGCGGACACUAAGAUGUUUAUCGCCGGCACUCGCUCUGCGGCUGAAGCUUUGGAGAUCCUUAAAGCACGCUACGGACAGCUAAAUCAGAAUGAGUUCAACCGAGUCUUCCAGACGUUCGCUACAAUGGAAUUCCGCCAAGGUAGCGAUCCAGUCGAGUUUGUGGUAGCAUGGCGUGCUGCUCUCAACAGACUCUUUGCUGCCGACAAGGAAUAUCGCUUUGGACGCAUCAUCCAAUAUGGCCAUUUCAUGGUGGCAGUACGUAAUAAUCCCGAUUGCUACUUAUGGGAACAGCUUAAUCCGCAAUUCGACCAUACAAGAGAUGAUCUUAUGCCCACUGUCUUCAGGUCCUUCUUGAAUUACAUGGCACUCCAGCAGCGCAAAGCGACAAACGCAUAG